AUGAACCGUGAAAGUUGGACUAUGAACCUGUCUCAGUCGUCAUAUGUCACUGAACUGAAAAACGUCAGAUGUCAAAGUCCCAGAAUGGUCCUCCUUAUUUUCUUUUUCUGCUGUUUGGCUACUACAUCCGCUCAAUUUAUAGAUGAGUUUCAAGAUUUUAACAUAGAAUGUCAGGGUGAGGGUGUUUUUGAGUGCAGAAGUGGAGAUUGUAUACUUCAGGAGCAGUUUUGCGAUGGUCGUUACGACUGUAAGGAUGGCAGUGAUGAGAACUUUUGCGUUAACCAAAACCCUGAUGAGAAGCACUGCAAUGAAACACACCAAUAUCUUUGUGGUGACGGCCAUAAAUGUAUCCCCAACUCUCGGGUUUGCAAUUCGAGUCCAGAUUGUGAUGAUGGCAGCGAUGAAAUGAACUGUAGUGUUAUUGUCAUAUCUCCUAAUGCAACAUGUAAGGGGUUUUCCUGUGACUCCAACCGCUGCAUAUCGAAGUUCUGGAUGUGCGAUGGCGACUACGACUGCGCGGAUAAAACUGAUGAAGAUAUAGUUACGACAUGUCGCCACGUGUUGCGGCCUCACAAAGUAAACACCGGACGCGAUUGCUAUUCCGAUGCCUUUCCAUUCCGAGAAAAAGAAUUUAAGUGCUUGGACAAAUCUUUCUGUCUGCCCAAAGACAGCAUGUGUGAUGGUAUUAAGGAUUGUAAAGAUGGCAGUGACGAAGGGGUAUUCUGUCAGAGUUGGCAUACGAUGUGUUCCAAUUUCUCAUGCAACGGCAGAGACUGCUCUCCAGAUCGUUCUGGUCCAUACUGCGACUGCGGCAGCCCUCAUUUUAAAUAUAACUACACGACACAAACCUGUGAAAGUGCGAAAAACUGCUUUGAUGACAUUCCGUGGUGCUCACAUUACUGUCAUCCGAGUGGUGAUGUGUUUAGAUGUACGUGCGACGAGGGAUAUAUCACGGACAUCGCGAGUUACCUUUGCUACGCCACCGGUCCUGAAGCUAUGCUAUUAUUUAGCACACGCAAUGAUAUCCGAUACAUUAAGCUGAAAUCUAAAGAACAGCGGGUGUUGGCGUCAGGAAUUAAACAGGGUCACGGAGUUUCAUCGGACGGUACGUUCGUAUACUGGGUAGAGAUAGCGGCGGGUCAUCAAGCUAUCAACAGAGCACAAAUUGAGAAUGUUGCUGAAACGAAACAGGUGCUGGUGGCGUUAGGUCUAGAGGACCCAGGCGAUAUAGCGGUCGAUUGGCUGGGAGGGAAUUUUUAUUUCACGGACGUACGGCGUGGCAUCAUCGGCGUGUGUAAAACCGACGGUUCUAUGUGCACCGUUUUAAAAGCCCAAACGAAGAAACCUCGAUUUGUCACCCUGGAUCCUAGAAAGGGAGAAAUGUACUGGGCCGAUUGGCAAGACAAGGCAGUGAUACUGAGGUCUCGCAUGGAUGGCACAAAGCCGGAUAUCAUAGUGGACGAAAUGGGGAAAUUCGGUCCCACCGGGAUGGCUUUGGACAGCCCUAAUGAUAGAUUAUAUUUCGUCGAUGGUGUUAUAAAAAUCGUUAAGCUGUUCGAUCUUAAAGUAUACUCUCUCUUCGAAGAGCCAUACCACGAUCCGUACACUAUAGUUGUGUUUGAGAACACUGUCUUCUGGAGCGACUGGACCUCGGCAACCAUCCACAGCACUGAUAAACUACACAGUACCGUCAGAAAAAAUCUUCUUAUGACAUUAAAGGAACCCGUCUUUGACAUGCACUUAUAUCACCCGCUUCUGAUGCCAGAUAAAGUAAACCCGUGUAGGCACAGUGGCUGCUCGCACAUUUGCGUACCGACAUCCAAUGUUACCUUCACUUGUCUAUGCCCUGAGGGUAUGGAACUCUUUGGAAAGAUAUGCAAAACCAUUUCCGAUUAUCACCCGCAAUACCUAAUAGUGGGCGGCGGAUCUUUAUUUACGCGCAUUCAAUAUGAUGUAUUGGGAAACCCAGAGACACACGCGACCCAUUUUAACAUCGAACGCGUACAAGCUAUGGCUUAUGACAACUUUAGAGGUACCCUCUACGUGUACGAUGGUCAUAGGAAAUCGAUCAAUUAUAUCGACUUGAAGGACUUUUCAUUAGGCGUCACUCACCUGUUCGUCUACAAUUCCUUAGAAAACGUUGUAGAUAUGGGAUAUGAUUACGUUUCGGAUGCCUUGUACAUAUUGGACGCUGGUCGCGGUAUGAUAGACGUCAUCUCUCUCAGAACUAAAGAGAGGACUUUGGUGUAUCGGUUCCCCAGUCAGGAAAUACCUAUUAGCUUUUGCAUUUUACCGGAUUACGGACGCUUGGUAGUUGCUGUGUUUGAGAGCGAAGUAAAAAAAGGAAUAAAUAUCGAUAGUAUGGGAUUGGACGGAGAUGAUAGGAAACAUAUUAUUACAAAAAUGAUAUAUGGUCCAAAUAUACGUCUGCAGUAUUCGUCGGAGCUGGAUGUCGUCUACUUAGCAGAUGAAUACGGUGUUAUCGAUCAUUUUCACCCAGAAGGUACGGGAAGGGAACGAUUCCGCGAAUUUACUUCUACCCUCGAAAGUUUUGCCGUUACGGACACACAUGUAUUUUGGACAGACAGAGAAACAAAACGUUUGUACUGGGCAGAUGUUCAUAGGGCUGGCUAUGUAAUACGACGGAUGGAAUUAUCAUUGUUUCCCAACAACACUUUGCUCCACCUACAAGCUACGUAUGCCCCAUAUUCCCUCAACAACACCCUUUUAAACCAUGUCUGCCAUCAAAACAAGACCCCGUGCUCCCAUAUUUGUGUCCAAGUCUCCCACCCCUUGCCCCAGGACCUCGAAAUGGGAUUUAAGUGCCUCUGCCCCGUGGGGCUGGUGCAGGUAAACAACACCUGCGAAGAAAUAGCGCUUUGUAAGCAUAACGAACAUUAUUGUCAUAGAAGCAAUAAAUGUUUCGCGUCGAGUAAGAAAUGUGAUGGUCACAAGGAUUGUCAGUUUGGCGAGGAUGAAGAAAAUUGCUCAUCAGGUACCACUACAAGCAAUCCACUAUGUCGAUACGACCAGAAAAUGUGUUUUGGUAAAUGCAUUGGUAAAAAUUAUGUUUGCGAGGAAAAGAAAGAAAAAGCCCCCCCUAUCUGUAGUAAAACACAAAGUAUGUGCGAUGAUUCAUCAAUGUGCAUCGAAUCAAGCAUGCUUUGCGACGGCUAUAGCGACUGCCCUGAUGGUAGCGACGAGCUCCCAUCCGUUUGCGACACUUUAAUUUGUAAAGAAUCCGAGUUUAGGUGUUCUACUGGAUACUGCGUUCCAGCAACUUGGCGAUGCGACAGAGCCUUGGACUGCAUCGAUGGCUCCGACGAAAUUAAUUGUACAGCCUUUAACAAGACCUGCCCUGAAGGUUUCCACCAAUGUAGCGACGGAAGUUGUAUAGAGUUGGAGAAGCGAUGCGACGGGAACUACGACUGCUUCGACGCAUCCGAUGAAGACAAAUGCGAUCUGCCUGAAGUAGCCGUUACGGAAGUCAUCCGUCCUUGCCGUCAAUUGGAAUUUAGUUGUAAGCGAAACAACACAACGAUUUGUUUGCCGCUUACUGCUCGGUGUAACGGCAAGGUGGAUUGCGCUGGAGGCCUUGACGAAGCAGGGUGCGACUUCUUUUGUGCCCCGAGAGGGAAGUAUUCAUGCAAACAGGAGUUGGUGUGCGUCGCGAAGAGUCAGUUGUGCAAUGGCGUAAAUGAUUGUACUGACGGAUCCGACGAGACCGCCGACGCUUGUUUGAAAGUGAACAAAACAAUGCCGAUAAAAAAAAUUGAGUUACCUUCUCACGAAUGCGGCAAGUUAUACGAGUGCAAGAACGGAGAGUGCCUGGACUGGAAAAGGGUGUGUAACAACAGGAAGGACUGUAAGGACGGCAGCGAUGAGGGUGGAAACUGCACGGCCCUCUGCGAGAAUUGUCCAAGUAUCUGCCGGCAUACCCCAGAGGGUCCUAUCUGUGUCUGUGCCCUCGGCUUCUCCAAGGUCGGAGACACAUGUGUCGAUGAUGACGAGUGUAGGCUCGACCACUGUUCGCAUAACUGUAUUAAUACGCCUGGCUCGUUCGUCUGCACUUGUCAUCCUGGAUACGAGCUGAGAUACGAUCGUCGCUCAUGCAAAUCGUUAAACGGCGAUGCGACCUUACUGUACAUUCAAAACAACUCAAUCUGGCUGCUUAUUUCGCACCAUCACUUCCUCGAACACUCCUACGGGGACAAGAAUAUCACGGACUUCGAUUUCGAUAAGGGGCUGAAUAAAUUAUACGUAGCCGUGCCUGAAACAGGAGAAAUAAUCGAAGUGAAUAAAAACCUCACAAAACCUACGACCACUGCCAUCGGGAAUAUCGGCAGACCCACAGAGAUCUCAGUGGACUGGGCUACCGGAAACAUUUACUUUGUGGACGAGAAGCCAAACGGAAGUGUCAUAAGAGUUUGUAAUUUUGCGAGAAAAUCUUGUGCCAGGCUUCACAACAUACCGUUUAAGGUGACGUCGCUGACAGUAGACUCGAUGAACUCUAUUAUGUUCUACUGUGUGAACCAGGGUAACAGUAGCCAAGUCCAAUCGGCAUCUCUGGCCGGCAAGGGCGUCAAAAACGUGACGUCGGUUAACAACUGUACAGGGUUGGCCAUGGAUGGCCAUUUAAAAAUUGUAUAUAUUUUAGACAACCCUGGUAAAUUAUGGAAGAGUACCUUUGAAGGACAUAAGACCCUGGUAUACAAUGACGAAGUAACCAUGAUCUUCGCCCACAGCCCUACACUAUUCGAAGACCACAUUUAUUUCCUAAAUAACAGCCAAGUGAUCCGUUGUUUCCUAUUCGGUCAUAAGACGUGUCAAAUAUUUGCGAAUAUAAACGCCUCGAGCUUCGCGAUUCGCCGAGAGAACGCUUACACAGAUGUGUGUGAGAAAAAGGAAUGUUCCGGUGUGUGUGUACUUGACAACGGCCCCGCCUGUGUGUGCGCCGAUGGCUCACUAUCAGACGGGGUGUGUCCUAGUUUGAAUCAGGCUGAGGUGACUGAGGCAUCCAAGUUGAUAGAGGAGACAUUUAGCAAACUGUGGUAUUUCUGA
Molecule: messenger RNA, 5061 nt
Organism: Pieris macdunnoughi
Lineage: Eukaryota; Metazoa; Arthropoda; Insecta; Lepidoptera; Pieridae
Source: the annotation of a GenBank genome assembly